CUCACUCUUUUGUUUUCUCUUCCGAUACAGAGGAAAAGGAAAAGAGAACCCCAAAAACUCUCUCUCUCUCUCUGUCUGUGUCUCUUUUUUCUCUCUGGGUGUCUUUCUUUGUUUGGAGCAGUACGAGGAGCUUCAGAGUUCAGAGGCCAACAACGUGAAGUAGAUAUUGGGUAUUUGCAAAGAUAAUCUAGUGGGUUUCCUUAACUUCACUGGGUUUAUAUAUAUUGGAAGUCCUGGGGAUUGGGAGUUGGUACUUUGUGUGCAAAAUUUGGAUAUUGAUCAUAAGAGAGUGAAGAGUGGUGACGUCAACGUUAACUGGGUUGUGAAUGGGAAUGUUUGAGGAAAUGGGGUUUUUUGGAAAUCUUGAAUUUCUUUCGGCUCCUCCUGGGGAAGGGGAAGCACUUCCUGAGCAUGAACCAGAGGCGACGGUGGAGGAGGAUUAUAGUGAUGAUGAGAUGGACGUUGAUGAGCUUGAGAGGAGGAUGUGGAGAGACCGGCUGCUGUUGAGACGCCUCAAAGAACAGAGUAAGGGAAAGGAGGGAGCUGACAAUGCAAAGCAGCGCCAAUCCCAGGAGCAAGCCCGGAGGAAGAAGAUGUCCCGUGCACAAGAUGGUAUCCUGAAAUAUAUGCUGAAAAUGAUGGAAGUUUGUAAAGCUCAAGGUUUUGUGUAUGGGAUUAUUCCUGAGAAGGGCAAGCCGGUGAGCGGAGCCUCCGACAAUCUGCGAGCAUGGUGGAAAGAAAAGGUCCGGUUUGAUCGUAAUGGUCCUGCUGCAAUUGCCAAGUAUCAGGCGGAUCAUUCAACCCUUGGUAAGAAUGAAGACUGCAGUGCAGUGGCAUCCACUCCUCACACCUUGCAGGAACUCCAGGACACUACUCUUGGCUCACUUUUGUCAGCUUUGAUGCAGCACUGUGAUCCGCCUCAGCGGCGUUUCCCAUUGGAGAAGGGUGUUUCCCCGCCAUGGUGGCCGACCGGGAAUGAGGAGUGGUGGCCUCAACUGGGUUUGCCUAAAGAUCAGGGGCCUCCCCCUUAUAAGAAACCUCAUGAUCUGAAGAAGGCUUGGAAGGUGAGUGUUCUCACAGCUGUAAUUAAGCACAUGUCCCCUGACAUUGCCAAGAUCCGGAAGCUUGUUCGUCAGUCAAAAUGCCUGCAAGACAAGAUGACUGCCAAGGAGAGCGCCACUUGGCUUGCCAUUAUAAACCAGGAAGAAGCUCUGGCCAGAAAGUUGUAUCCUGAUAGAUGUCCUCCUGUGUCAGCUGGUGGGAGUGGAUCUUACAUAAUCAGUGAUGCUACAGAUUAUGAUGUUGAAGGAGUGGAUGAUGAAGAAAAUGUUGAAGCAGAGGACUGCAAGCCCCUCGAAGUCAAUCUCAUCAAUUUGGGGGCUGCUGGACCAAGAGAUCAUAGGCUUAUGAUGCCCCCAGUGGAUCCUCAAAUCAAGGGAGAGCUCAUUGAGAUCAACUCAGAUUUCACUCAAAAAAGGAAGCAACUGGCUGAUGAUCAUCCACCAAUGAUAGUGGAUCAAAAGAUCUUUACAUGUGAGUACUCUCGAUGCCCGUACAACGAUUACCGCCUUGGGUUUCUUGACAGGAAUUCGAGAAACAAUCACCAAAUGAAUUGUCCGUACCAGAGUACUAACUCUUCCCAAGUGUUUGGAAUGCCAAACUCUCAAAUCAACGAUGACAAGCCAACAGUUUUCUCUCUACGCUAUGCUCAACCUAAGCCAGCCUAUGUUUCGGGACUUGGACUUCCGGAAGAUGGACAGAAGAUGAUCUCUGAGCUCAUGUCAUUCUAUGAUACUAAUCUUCAGAGUGACAAAAGCAUGAAUCCUGGGAACCUCAAGGCUCCUGAAGACCACCACCACCAUCACCAGCAGCAGCAGCAGCAAAAAUUUCAACUUCAGAUGGACGAUAACUAUUUCAGCCAGGGAGUUAUGAUGGGAGGCAACAUGUCUGCUGGAGAAACAACCAACAUGUCCAUGCAUCAUCACACUGUGCUUCCAACAACAGAAAUUCAGUUUGAUCAGUGCAAGGCAUUUGAUCCCCCAUUUGAUAACAACCCCACUGAUAAUAUAGUGGACUUCAGGUUCAGCUCUCCUUUUAACCUGGGAUCUGUUGAUUAUGCAGUGGACUCUUUGCCAAAGCAAGAUAUCCCCUUGUGGUACCUUUGAAGAAAAAAAAAAAUGGCAGAAAUUCUAUCUUAGGCCUUCUCUUAUUGACCAUGUGUUGAAGGGCGCAAACUAAUCUCUACUAAGUUGUGCUCUGGAUCCAAUGAAGCUUCUUGGACCCUUUCUCAUCAUGAAAACCUAGUUUUGUAAUAUAUAAGCUUGUUUAUUAGAUGUUUUAACCCACAUGAACUUGGGGCAAGUCGUGCGAGUCUAGGGCGUUAGGAUGCUUUCAGCGCAGUACUGAAGGGCCAAUAAAGAACUGGGGAAGUAUUAGUCCAUUGUUCUGUACUGUCAUUGAAAUGUUUAGAAGCAUGUGCAUCUUCCUGUUGUUGCAACCAUGUUAUAUAAUAUACACAUAUACAGCUGCUUGUUUUA
Molecule: messenger RNA, 2537 nt
Organism: Corylus avellana
Lineage: Eukaryota; Viridiplantae; Streptophyta; Magnoliopsida; Fagales; Betulaceae
Product: ETHYLENE INSENSITIVE 3-like 1 protein
Cellular component (GO): nucleus
Molecular function (GO): DNA-binding transcription factor activity; DNA binding
Source: RefSeq, a predicted model, not a curated record